AUGCUGGACACUUUUUAAAGAACUUAAUUUAUUUUUAUCAUUUUCUAAUUCUAAAUUUCAUUUCAUAAUUAAAUUACAAUACAUUCUUGUGAGUUCAAAGCAUACAUUAAUUAUUCAAAUUCAUAUGCAAUAAAGUAUUGUUAUUGGAAUAUUAUUAGGAAGGCAACUUUUAAUUUUUCACAUUUGUAUUUCUUCUAGAAGCCCAUUGACAAAUUACUUUAUACUGCACAUCCUGUUCAAUAAAUUAGCUAUUUCUAUUUUAUGAAAAUCCUUUUAAAGAUAAAAAUUUCAUUCUUUAAUAGCACCUUUCUUCUCCAUUAACCCAGAAUAAAAUAUCACUACUUUUAAAAAGAAAUCGAAUGUGCCAGAUUUUUGUAUCUUUUGUAUAGCAUCGCUGAAUAUUUUGAUUUAAAAAAAAUAGAAUUGGCUGGAUUAUUAUUUCCUUAAUUACUAUGUUGCAGGAAUUUGUUUUAAAUAAGAAAAAUAAUUUAUGAAUCUUUGUCAACUUUCUUUGAGUAUGAAUGA
Paramecium pentaurelia is the source of this 525-nucleotide messenger RNA. The record is from the annotation of a GenBank genome assembly. Lineage: Eukaryota; Ciliophora; Oligohymenophorea; Peniculida; Parameciidae.